This is a messenger RNA of Stylonychia lemnae, 1236 nucleotides long. Lineage: Eukaryota; Ciliophora; Spirotrichea; Sporadotrichida; Oxytrichidae. The record is from the annotation of a GenBank genome assembly.
AUGAAGUAGGGCAAAACCAUUCAGGAUUUGAUCAGAGAUUAAGAGGAGGCUGACUUAAAAGCAGCUAUCAAACUCUAAGAAGAAGAAGUUAGAAAGCAGGAGUUAGAAAGGUAGAGAGAAUAAAGGAGAUAGAUGAUGGCUGGAGCAUUCGGUAGAGGAAAAGAACCGUAGAAGUAAUAGGAAUAAGUGUAAAUAACUGAGAAGGAAAGAUAAGCUCUGCAAUUAAAAGAGUUAUAGGUGGCUCAAAAGUAGUAAGACCUUGAGAAGUAAAGAUAAGAGAGAGCGAUGAGAAUGCAGAGAGUUUUUGAAUAGAAAAGUUCUCAAUAACAACCAAUUAUUGAUGACUCUAAAUCUAUAUCAAAGCCAAUUCAAUAAAAUGAAUAAGUGCUAUCAUAGCGUCAAAAAGAGAUGCUAGAUCAAAGGGCAAAUGCAUUUAAGAAUAGAGGUAAUUAAAUAGCAGAGGAGAUUAAGAAGUAAGAGAAUGAAUAUUAGAGAAUGUAGUAGUUUGAAUAAGAAGCUAUGAAUGAAUUCGUUGAGGAAAAAAAAGCUGAGGCAAGGAAUAAGACGAUACAGAUUUAGUCAGUCCUUGACAAGAGAAAAGAAUAAUAAUUUCUGAUGGAAAUUGAUCAAUCUGCUCAAAUCCAUAAAUAAAAUCUUGAAAGAUCUAUUCAGACACAUUCAGAGUGGCUAAUGCAGUAAUUAUUUGAGUAAUCAGAGGCUCUUGGUGAUGUUGAGUUUGUAUUUCCAAAUGAAAACAAUUUGAAAAUGAGAUGUCACUCAUUCAUAAUUAGUGCAAAAUCACCAUAUUUCAAUUCAUUGAUUAAGUUUCAAUCUGACAUGAUACAAAGUCAAUAUAUGCAACUUAAUGAAGGACUGCUUAAAUUAACUUCAAGCAUUGAUCAUUUUAGUUACAAAACCUUUCAGGUGAUGAAGAGAUAUUUUUACCUAGGAGAAUUGGAAUUUGAUUCAAAUGAUCUAAUAGAGAUGCUAGAGUUAUGUCAAGAAUAUCUUUUGUAUGAUGUAAAGCAGCUAAUUGAGCAUUUAAUGGUUAAAAAUGUUGAUAUUGAGAAUUUCGCAGAUUAUAUGCAUUUGUGUCGAGUCUUUGACUGCAAAAUACUGAAGGAGUUUCUAUUUUAUUUUUCAAAGAAAAACUAUCAAUAGCUAAAAAAUAAAGGUAGUUUUAAAACACUUCAAAGAGAUGAGUGGAUGGUUAUAAAAGAGUACGCCAAUAUUUGA